AUGAACAUCAGUAACUGUAACAUCCACAGCCGAGUGGCGAGGAAUGGAGAGGAGGAUAUGUGGGUCCUCGUCCGGGACUUCACUCCUCGCGGGAACAUGAGAGAUAUCCAGAGGGUUGGUGAACGAGCGAGUGUUGGGAUUCGGGGAGCAGAUUAUCCCAGGAGGGUUGGUGGGGUUGGCGGCAAGACCAGAAGGGAAAUGGUGUACACUCAUUCUAUCAAAGUCGAUGUAGGAGGAAAAGGAGCAGCGGUGGUACGGAUGUCGGUGAAGGACAAGAACGUAAUGAUGGAGCAAUAUGCGAUUGAUCGAAGUGAGGCCUGCGCGCUGGUUCUCACGUUAGUGGGGUACUACCUCGAAGUGUACCGCGACCGCGCCACUGAUGGAUCAGCCGAGCUCGAGAAAGCGCAAGGAUCCAAGCCUCGAGCAAAAACUGCCCAGGUGUUCUGGUCAGACUUAUUUCAUGACUGGGAAGCUCGAUGGCCAAUGCAAGGGACUCCAGAGAACAAGCGGGCAUUGAUAAAGGGAGUGAGAACUUGGUUCCUGAACCAGAAGUUUCCCCGACGGGGUGACAAGUUUGCAGCAGGGAUAAGAACCGGCAGCGUAAUCCUGGCCAAGCAGCAUGAUCUCAGAGAGGAGCCACUGCUCGAGAACGACCAGUUUAUGUCUUACACUGAGAGGGAGACCGAGAAACGGCAAUCAGUGCAAAAGGCACGUUGGAUUUCGAAAUUCGGAUCGUCGGACACUGAGCUGCAACUAUCAUGCCGCGCGUUGCUACGUCAGGUCCAGAGGUAUGGCUACAAGAACAAGCCGGGUGUUCCUACGCUCGAAGACCCACGUCGUUGGCGGAGAACCCGAAAACAAGCGGUGAACCACUACUAUCCACCCCCUCGCACUUCAACCGUGCAACGUGCUUGUACUUUCCUUCACUCUCCGUCGUCAGCUCAUCAGGCUGCCUCUACAAUCCCUGACUUCUACGAAUCUUUCUUCCAAGACUGGUUCACGCUCUGGCCAGAAGAAACCGAUCCCGACACGGGGAUGGACGUCAGAAAGCGCCUCCGCCAAUGGAUGAACAAUGCUCUGAAACCUGGAAAGAAGAGCGGACGCUCGGGCAUCACAACGAAUGUUGUACUGAGUAAGCACGGUAAGGCCGGCAAAAUUGGGAGGAAGAAACGCGCACUUUCUCGUGUUCAAUGUUGGCAGUCGUUAUACUACGAUGACAAGACGGCCGCAGACUUCAGUGCCUACUGGAAAGACUUCGUGGCCGCUAAUCCCGACAAGACGGAUCAUCGCGCGACGGUGUGUGCGACGUGGUGCGAGGAUAAACUGAAGACGGCGCCCGAAGACGAGAUAGCUGCAGUCGAGGCUUUGUGGAAGUCGGAGCGGGAGUCUGGUCAGACAAAGAUCUGCCCGACUCAAUUUCGAGGCCAAUACUCACAAGAUCAAUUGAAGACAUGGGAUCAGGGUGGACCUACUGAGGGAGAUUCUCAGUCAGACGGGUUUGGUUGGAACGCUUAUGAUCGGCGGGCCGAUGCCGAGUUCCGGUGGAGACAUAGGAAUGAUAACGGAAGCGCAAGGAUUGACCAGAUGAGUAGUGUCGGGCUCCAGGUAGGGGAAAGCGAGGAAACGUUCAAGACGUGGUACAAGGACCAUAACGCUCUCGAGAUGGAGUAUACGAGAUACCUCCAGCAUAUCUUUCCUGCGAGCGAGCUUCCUAAGCGAGCGUUGGCCAACAGUUAUUCAUCCCGCCAAGAUCCAUCAUCCAGUAAAGCGCCAGCGUCACCUCCUAGACCCUUGGAUACUGUCAGAGCGCGAGCAGCCGAGUUCGCGGAGUGGUCGAUUCGCGCACAGAAGGAAGCCGGCACCAGGAAAUGGAAUAGUAUGUCGAAGGAGGCACGAAGAGCAUACGUCAGUCAAUUCCGAGCUCGAACCGAGGAUCAAGCCGCAGCGGAAACUCUCCAGCCCGAUAACAGCCUGCUAGCGGAUGCCGUGAGGGAAGCCUUUGCUGGAGAUGCAGGUGGAGGUGGUGAGCAGGAAGAUGACGAUGACGACGAGGACGAGGACGAGGACUAUUACGAGGACGAGGACGAGGACGAGGUCGGGAGUGAUACGGAUUACGAGGAGGUCCGGAGUGAUGACGACGUAGGUUCCAAAGACGAGACGUACGAAGAUAUUGAUGGAGGAGGGAAUCCGUCCAGACCUAGGCGUAUGGGGACGAAGGCCCGGUCGGCUCUGGUGCCGGAUGUCCGUGCGAGGUCGACGACGAAGGCAAUCGGUCGGGGUGGUGUAUACGUCGAGGUGAAGAGGAUCCGGCACAGAAGGAACGGGGUAGCAUCGAAGGCAAAUGGUGAGAAAGGGAUGGUGAGGAAAGGGAGAAGCGAUGUGGGCGAGGGCGAAGGGGUUGGCGCGGACGAGGGCGGAGGGGUUGGCGCGGGCGAGGGCGAAGGAGUUGGCGCGGACGAGGGUGAAGGGGUUGGCGCCGGCGAGGGCGAAGGGGUUGGCGCAGGCGAGGGCGAGGGCAAAGGAGUUGGCGCGGGCGAAGGCGAAGACGGAGGCGUUGGUGGGAGUGGUGAUGUGAGCGACACGGGUGGCAUGCCUCAACCGAAAAGACCUAAACCGAGGCCUGUGCCGGUGAGGAAGCCGACAAAGAGUGGGGAGAGCGUGACACUGGGCGGCGGGGAGAGUAUCACGAUGGACGAGACGAUGGCGAGGGACAACGAAGACGUUCUGGAUACCAGCCGGAAGAACCGCAAGUAUCGCGUAUGCCCCAUCUGCUUAGCGAGGCCGUACCAUAUACCCAAAUGUUGUCCAAUCGUUUCGUCCGGGUUCGACGCCAUCGACUUCAGGAUCAUAGAGUUGGAAGACGAAGGAUCCCUCGACCGAGAACUCAUCAUUUUGUUGAAGACGUUACGGAAGGAGGCUAUGGAGUCAGAGCGCAAGCGGGGCAGUGGAAGUCAGAAUAUG
Molecule: messenger RNA, 2961 nt
Organism: Stereum hirsutum FP-91666 SS1
Lineage: Eukaryota; Fungi; Basidiomycota; Agaricomycetes; Russulales; Stereaceae
Exons: 13
Source: RefSeq, a predicted model, not a curated record